CCAACGAACGUCCUUCAUCUGUCCUGAGCUUCUCUAACGGGGUCGCCAAUCUCACGAUGAACAGCCAUGGCAGAAGCUUAGCUCGACUCCUAGAAUCCGUUGGCAGAUUCUUCUCUUCUUCAUCUUCCUCAGCCGCCGCCUCUGCAACCUCCUCCCAAUUCCCUCGAACUUUGGCCGGUCUCCGUGAACGACUCGCCGUUGAGACCCCCUCACUUUCCGACUUCAUUGACCUGCAAUCUUCUGAGUCGUAUUCGGUGGAGGUUGGUACGAAGAAGAAGCCCCUUCCUAAGCCUAAAUGGAUGAAGGAAUCCGUGCCUGGUGGCGAGAAGUAUGUUCAAAUCAAGAAGAAGCUCCGCGAAUUGAAGCUUCAUACGGUUUGUGAGGAGGCUAGGUGCCCUAAUUUGGGGGAAUGCUGGUCUGGUGGAGAAACCGGCACUGCCACUGCUACGAUUAUGAUACUUGGUGACACUUGUACCCGGGUUUCCAGGUUCUGUAACGUCAAAACAUCACGAACUCCGCCUCCACCAGACCCAAAUGAGCCGAAAAAUGUUGCUGAGGCAAUCGCAUCAUGGGGCUUGGAUUAUGUGGUCAUCACUAGUGUGGAUCGCGACGAUUUACCUGAUCAAGGGAGUGGUCAUUUUGCAGAGACUGUGCAGAAACUUAAGGUGUUGAAGCCAAAUAUGCUGAUCGAGGCAUUGGUUCCUGAUUUUCGAGGAGACCCCGGCUGUGUAGAAAAUGUUGCAAAGUCAGGCCUCGACGUCUUUGCUCAUAAUAUAGAGACAGUUGAGGAGCUUCAGGGAGCUGUUAGGGAUCAUCGUGCUAAUUUUAAGCAAUCAUUAGAUGUUCUAGUUAUGGCCAAAGAGUUUGCCCCUUCUGGAACACUUACGAAGACUUCCAUUAUGUUAGGCUGUGGGGAGACACCAGAUCAAGUCGUGCAAACAAUGGAGAAGGUGAGAGCAGCUGGAGUUGAUGUGAUGACGUUUGGUCAGUACAUGAGACCUUCAAAGCGCCAUAUGCCUGUAUCAGAAUACAUCACUCCUGAGGCUUUCGAGAAGUAUCAAAAUCUUGGCAUGAAAAUGGGUUUUCGGUAUGUGGCAUCUGGCCCAAUGGUUAGGUCCUCAUACAAAGCAGGAGAAUUCUAUAUCAAAUCAAUGAUUGAAUCAGAUCGGUCAGCUUCUAGUUCACACCCUACCCAGCCUUGAUUAUUGCUACCAUUUCUAUUGGUCAUUUGUCUCCAACCAUCCCAACAUAAUUAACCACGUUGCAUGUAUGUUGACGUGUUGCCAAAUUGCACUUUUGUUCCGUCAUUUGUCAAUUUUCUGUGCUCCUGAUCCGCUGCAGAUGCCAUUGAGUCUGCUUUGCUAUGUUAUAUGAUAUGUCCCCUUCCUCCUGUUCUUGCCGAUCAGCAUGGGAAUAUUGCUAUUCUUGUAAUGUUGAAAUUGGACUUUCAUUCAUUUGCUAUUUGUAUAGGUUUUUACUUCUUUACCAUUUUGCUCGUUCAUUCAAAUGCUUCACUUAUUGGAUUCUAAUGAAAAAGCAGGUUCAACUGUUAACGAGUUGACAUAAAGGCUCUGCUCAUUUUCUUCUCUAGCCCUCAUCCGGUGGUGGGAAAAGCUGUGAAGUGCUCUGUUGAGUGGUAAAAUAUUUUUGUAUUGGAAGUUAAAAAGGAAAGUCAGGUGAAAACAUUAUACAUCUUUUUACGAUACCCUGUCUGACUUAUAACUUGAACCAAUCCUGCCCCGUAUUAAACACGCCAUUGACAGUCAGUAUCUUCUCCAUUGGUACUGGGCGUCGAGCCAUUUCCCUGCCAACUCUGCCACAGCUCCUCUCUUCCCCUCUCUGUUUCUGGAGUGUCACGCCCAGCAGAAUCUUGGAAACAGGUCAGCCUCAUAUCCUAGACAAGGAUCGUGGUUCAGCGAAAACUCCGUCACCGGGAUGCGCCAUCACCGAUGUUGGAAACAUCCCUGGCACUGGAACCCCGGAAGAGGAAACCGUCAAAGAAGUCCUCUCAGAGACUCCCAUUGCCAAGCCAUGUAACAUACAGCAAACAUCCCCAAAGAACAAGUCUUCCGAGUUGAAAGUAAAAUCAAGUGAAAUGGAUGGUUCACUCAACAAAGUGGAGGAAGGUACACUUUCAGUUUCAGAGGUAUCUCAGGUUACAGAAUGGUGCAGCAAUAUGAGCGAAAGCGUGUCAAUGGCGACCACCAUUUCGGAGCAAAGAGAAGGGGACGAAGCAUCAAGUAAACAGAGCAGAGAAAUGGGUCGGAAUCCAAAACCGAAAAUUCGAAGAAAGCGUCCAUAUUCCGGCGACCCAUCAUAUCGAAGAGAACAGAGAGACAAAUGUGCAACAAAGAGACCUGCUGAACUGUUAUCAGAGAAGAAGUCGCGUGUUACUUGCAGAUACACACAUGGAACGACAGAAUCAAGAGAGGCAAGGACCAGGAAACUGAAUGGAGGGCAAGAACAAAAAUCUGGAGUCAACCAUGGCCGCCGUUCGAGGUCACCAGCUACUCGAACAGUUAGAGAAACGAAUAAGACAGGGAAUAUGAAAAGCAGUGCCUUGAAAGUGACUGGACAAGCCGGUGAGCAGCCAGAGGCAGUGACCACCGAGAAAAGAGACGAAGGAAAGGUGGAUAAGGCAAUGGAUGGUUCAGCAACUCAGCCCCCAAAUGAAUCCAUUGAAAACCCUCUUGUCUCACUUGAAUGUUUCAUCUUUCUGUAGAUUUUAGAACAUAUUAGUGUAUUGGGUAGGAGUUGGUUGGCUUGUAUGUCAAAAUUCUGGAAAUGUGUUGUAUACAAGACUUGGGUAGUGGUUGCUGUAGUUAUUUGAUUGCUUGUUGUUCA
Molecule: messenger RNA, 2844 nt
Organism: Cucurbita moschata (crookneck pumpkin)
Lineage: Eukaryota; Viridiplantae; Streptophyta; Magnoliopsida; Cucurbitales; Cucurbitaceae
Product: lipoyl synthase 2, mitochondrial-like
Exons: 5
Coding region: 57-1202 (381 amino acids)
Biological process (GO): lipoate biosynthetic process
Cellular component (GO): mitochondrion
Molecular function (GO): 4 iron, 4 sulfur cluster binding; lipoate synthase activity
Source: RefSeq, a predicted model, not a curated record